ACCUCGUGUAGCUGGCACGGGCGGAAAUCCACCAGCGCCGGCACGAGCUCCCGGUGCUCCAGGGAUUCCACAAAGCUCUCCGCCGCUAAGGACUAUGCUGGUGCCGAGAACGGUGCCGCCGCUGCCAAGGAUUUGAAUGCCACUGUCCCCAUUGUAGAAGACGACACCGCUGUACUUACGGCCGAAGACAACAUUGCCGCACUCACGGUCGAAGAUCAUACUGCCGCGCCUACCACCAAAACCGCUACCGCUAAAGUCGUUGUCGAUCUUGCGCUUCUCGCCCGCGACGGGCGUAAGGACCGGAAGGACAGCGACCACGCCAAGGAGGUUUUCGUUAUGCCCACCAAGGAGACCGCUGGCGGUGUCCGCGGAAGCGCUCACAGGAUACCAGAGCCCGGCCUCACCGCCGACAAGGCCGUCACCGUCGGGGAGACCGCCGUCGCCGUCGAGACUGCCGUUGAGACUGUUGACCCUCGCUCCCGCGUUCUCCCUCCCCCCUCAGUCUUCAUGCAUCCGCCUCGCUCUCGCUCUCAGGAGCGCGUUCAAGGUUUCAUUGCGCGAUAA
Messenger RNA from Coniosporium apollinis CBS 100218, 564 nucleotides. RefSeq lists its product as uncharacterized. The transcript is spliced from 2 exons. The annotation marks the transcript as partial. The record is from RefSeq and is a predicted model, not a curated record. NCBI's taxonomy places the organism in Eukaryota, Fungi, Ascomycota, Dothideomycetes.